Rhagoletis pomonella (apple maggot) is the source of this 1606-nucleotide messenger RNA. Its product is annotated as myosin-2 essential light chain. Gene Ontology annotation, cellular component: myosin II complex. The transcript has 2 exons. Bases 682 to 1143 code for a protein of 153 amino acids. Gene Ontology annotation, molecular function: myosin heavy chain binding; calcium ion binding. The record is from RefSeq and is a predicted model, not a curated record. NCBI's taxonomy places the organism in Eukaryota, Metazoa, Arthropoda, Insecta, Diptera, Tephritidae.
AGUACCGAUUUUUAUUUUUUUUGUAUGGGGAGUGUUGCAGUCUAAUGUACAUACAUACAUGCGUAUUUGUGCCAUCCUCCAAUUGUUUACUCACAUCACUCUUAAGGUAGUUACAACAUUUAUGACGACUGUUGUUGGGGGAAUGGGUGUACUCGACAACGUCUAUCUGCAGCCAAAAAGGCAAUUCUCGAUGGAAAAACAUGUUUUACCGUAUAUGGAUAAAAUAACUAAACUGCAAUGAUAGCAAAUUAUUAUACAGGGUGCUUGCACAGCGAAAAACUAGUAAAAUUUUACAAACUAUGUAUAUCAAUGUAAUUUAAUAUGUUUGCAUCAAAUUUCAGUUAUUUGUAUAUACUAUUAUAUGUACGUAUAUUUGAAAAUGUUUGUUAAAUUAUCUCGAACUCGAAGAGACCAAAGUACUCGUUUUUUGCUUGACAUAUUGGAAUUGUGUUUUUUUUCUCCAUCUACGCGCCUAAUACCAGCCCCUACAUAUGUAAGCGCUCAAGUUCACCUUCAAUUAUUUUUUGCGGUGGGACAUCACCAAACCACUUUUGCGCAUUUCAUUCGUUGGCUGCGCGUAACAUGCAACACAACACUUUAGUAUUGCAAAAUUUUAUUGAUCGCAAAUAAAAAAUUAAUUCACUAAACAAACGUGAAGCAAACAAAGUUAACACAUUUGCAAUGUACAUCUACGAGCCACCAACAAAAAAUUCAUUUACUACAGUGGAAGAAUUCCAAGAGGCCUUCAACCUCUUCGACAAUCGCGGUGAUGGUAAAAUCCAACUGAGUCAAGUGGGCGAAUGUUUGCGUGCACUCGGUCAGAAUCCCACUGAAUCGGAUGUAAAGAAAUGCACUCACCAAUUGAAGCCUGACGAACGGAUUAGCUUCGAAGUAUUCUUACCUAUCUAUCAGGCGAUUUCCAAGGCGCGUUCUGGCGAUACUGCCGAUGAUUUCAUUGAAGGUUUGCGUCAUUUCGACAAAGAUGCCAGCGGUUUCAUUUCAUCAGCUGAAUUGAGGCAUCUACUAACUACGCUGGGUGAGAAGUUAACCGAUGAAGAGGUCGAACAGCUAAUGACCAAUCAAGAGGACACACAAGGCAAUGUGAAUUAUGAAGAAUUUGUGCGUAUGGUAAUGAAUGGUUAGAUGGAGAUAAUGUUUAUACGUUUAGCAGUGGCCUGCAUUUAAAUAAAUAAUAAAGAAAAUUAAAAACGUUUAUAAUUCCCUUAACAUGCCUACCUGUAUCAAUAUUAAUGAACGCAAUGAAAAUCAGUAAUUAACAAAAAAAAAAUUAAAAAUAAUAAAUAUUUAUGUAUGUAUAUUAAACAAAAAGUAUUCCAAGCGCAUGUGCAGCAAAUGUUUGUCGCCAAUUCGAGAAUUUAUAUAUUGAACUAAAGUAUAUACUUACUUUUAUUGUUAUUGAAGCACAUUGCAGCUGUUUGUAUGUAGCAUAUGUAUUUAUGUGUAAGCUGCAUGUGGCAGUGCAACUUUGCAUAUCCUCUAAAAUAGAAAAAAAGUUAAUAAUGUAUGUAAGCUUUUUAAGGCAUAUUACUUACGUUCGUACAUAUGUAUGUAAAUCAAUUAAUAAUGAUUAAAUGUUUUUUGUACA